ACUGAAGAGCAAAGUCAAUUUAAUAAAUCCUCCCUCUCAGAUUUUCUUCUGCUGGAAUUCUCAGGUGUUUGGGAGCUGAAAAUUUUACACUUCAUUGUAUUCCUUGUCUUUUACUUGGCAGCUGCAACAGGGAAUCUUCUCAUUGUCUCUACAAUAGUCUCUGACUAUCGUUUGCACACCCCCAUGUACUUCUUUCUGAUGAACUUGGCCAUACAAGAUGUUGGACAAGUUUCGGUCAUUUUUCCUGCCUCCAUGGCCAAUUCCCUUAGGAAUGACAGUCAUAUUUCUUACUCUGGGUGUGUUGCUCAAGUGCUGUUCUAUGUCUUUUUUUUAGGAUCUGAUUUCUUUCUUCUAACCGUCAUGGCAUAUGAUCGGUAUGUUGCCAUUUGCAAUCCAUUACAGUAUGAGCUGAUGAUUAAUAAACAUGCUUGUCUUCAAAUGAUUACAGCUGUAUGGAUCAUUAGCUUGUUCUAUGGAGUACUACAUACUGUAGGCACCUUUGUAUCUCCCUUUUGCUCCAACGUUGUCAACCAAUUUUUCUGUGAAAUCCCACAAUUACUUAAGCUUGCCUGCUCUGACUUGUAUCUGAUUGAAAUUGGAAUUCUUUUGCUGAGUGCUGUGGUUGUACUAGGCUGCUUUAUUUUCAUUGUUGUGAGUUAUGUACACAUUUUAACCGUAGUGAUGAGAAUACCUUCUGGGCAGAGAAGGCAAAAAGCUUUCUCAACCUGCCUUCCACAUCUCACUGUGUGCUCUAUAUUUGUACUUACUGGAUACUUUGCUUACUAUAAGCCCCCAUCUGAUUCUCCUUCACAAAUUGAUUUGACACUGACCAUGAUAUAUACGAUGGUGCCACCCUUGAUGAAUCCACUCGUCUACAGCAUGAGAAACAAGGAGAUCAAAAAUGCUCUGAAAAAACUGCUGGGUUUAAGGGUUUUUCCCCCCCUGUGA
This is a messenger RNA of Sceloporus undulatus (fence lizard), 948 nucleotides long. Its product is annotated as olfactory receptor 14A2-like. Gene Ontology annotation, molecular function: olfactory receptor activity; G protein-coupled receptor activity. The transcript has a single exon. Lineage: Eukaryota; Metazoa; Chordata; Lepidosauria; Squamata; Phrynosomatidae. Gene Ontology annotation, biological process: G protein-coupled receptor signaling pathway. The coding region runs from base 184 to 948 and encodes 254 amino acids. The record is from RefSeq and is a predicted model, not a curated record. Gene Ontology annotation, cellular component: membrane.